Molecule: messenger RNA, 1289 nt
Organism: Cornus florida
Lineage: Eukaryota; Viridiplantae; Streptophyta; Magnoliopsida; Cornales; Cornaceae
Product: chaperone protein dnaJ 6-like
Exons: 8
Coding region: 252-1109 (285 amino acids)
Source: RefSeq, a predicted model, not a curated record
UGUACGUGGCAAGAUCAUCACCCUACAAUCAUCAUGGUCCCACGUGGGAGGCCGAUCGCUUGAGAUCAUCAUAUGGCGGGAAUAUGUAAACUUUAGGGGUGAUAUGGCGGGAAUUUAUCACCGGAUUGAUUAUAUCUAUAGAGAGAGCGCUCAUUCUUAGUUGCCUUGUUUUUCUCUAUAGUCUCUACAAACACACACACAGCGCUCUAAUUCUUCAUUUUGUGUACGGUAAAUUCACAUAUUUGCUUGAAAUGGGGAGGCGAAAGAAAGCUAGGGUUUCGGAAGACAGCGAAGAACGAGAGGAAGAGCAAAAGCAUCAUGAAAAUCUCGGUGAAUCUUCAACGGAGAAGAGCUUGUACGAGGUUCUUGGCGUGGAAAAGUCCGCAUCUCAACAGGAAAUAAAGAAAGCGUACUAUAAGUUGGCAUUGCGACUACACCCUGAUAAAAAUCCUGGCGAUGAGGAUGCCAAAGAAAAAUUUCAGCAACUGCAGAAGAUUAUAUCAGUUCUUGGUGAUGAGGAGAAACGAUCACUCUAUGAUCAGACUGGUUCUGUUGAUGAUGAAGACCUUGCUGGAGAUGUUGUUCAGAAUUUGAAGCAGUUUUUCCAAACCAUGUACAAAAAGGUUACUGAGGCUGAUAUUGAAGAGUUUGAAGCCAACUAUAGAGGAUCUGACUCAGAGAAGAAUGAUUUGAUUGACCUGUACAAGAAGUAUAAGGGAAAUAUGAACAGGCUCUUCUGUUCAAUGCUAUGCUCAGAUUCUAAGCUGGAUUCCCAUCGAUUCAAGGAUGUCAUUGACGAGGCAAUAGCUGCAGGAGAGUUGAAGUCAUCCAAAGCAUAUCAGAAAUGGGCUAAACAAGUGUCUGAAACAAAACCACCUACAAGUCCUUUGAGACGGAGAGAGAAAUCAAGGAAACAGUCAGAAGAUGUAUAUGCAAUCAUUUCUCAACGUCGAAAUGAACGGAAAGAUCAAUUUGAUUCCAUGUUCUCAUCUCUGGUGACCAAAUAUGGUGGAGGUCAACCAGCUUCGGAACCCACUGACGAAGAAUUUGAAGCUGCACAAAGAAAACUUAUUAGUCGAAAGACAUCUGGAAGAUCCAGGCGGAAGUAACUAUAUAUUAGAAGAAUUGUGUUCUCUGAUAUAUUUUCCUGUAAAAUAUUAUACUUUUCUCUAAACAUUCUGUGCAAUGCUUAUAUUUUAUCUAUAUGUGUAACUGCCAAUGCUGGAACCGUGUGAUUGGUUUUUAUUCUGCAGUGAAAUUGUUCAUUUCCUUUGGUUUUUUAACUCUAA